This is a messenger RNA of Scatophagus argus, 2475 nucleotides long. Its product is annotated as protein delta homolog 1. The transcript is spliced from 7 exons. The coding region runs from base 533 to 1711 and encodes 392 amino acids. Gene Ontology annotation, cellular component: protein-containing complex; plasma membrane. Gene Ontology annotation, biological process: heterophilic cell-cell adhesion; establishment or maintenance of epithelial cell apical/basal polarity. Gene Ontology annotation, molecular function: calcium ion binding. The record is from RefSeq and is a predicted model, not a curated record. NCBI's taxonomy places the organism in Eukaryota, Metazoa, Chordata, Actinopteri, Scatophagidae.
ACUUUUACUUAAGUAAAAAAAUCUGAAUAUUUCCUCCACUCAGAUUAACAGAACUUUAAUUGGAUUGUGAACCAAAAACUAGGAAAUAAGCAGAUAAAAACAGCUCCACUUGAAGAGUUAAUAGCCUACAGGGACUCUUUUACUUCCAUAGAAAUAACUUUUUUCCCAAUGGAUUCAUUCCUGUGACAUAAGAGGCACCUAAUGUGCUCUGUAACUCUCCAGCUAUAGGAUUUCUCUCUGGGGGGGAGUCAGACUGGUGAGCACAUUCUCCCUCUUUUAGGUGGGAGGAGCGUGGUGCACUGGGACUAUGCACGAUGCAGCAGUCCCGUCAAAACGUCCAGGUCCUCCUCCAGCAGCCGGACCGCUGGUGCACCUGUGUCACUUUCAACAGCUCGACGCUUGGAUUUUUAUUUUAUUUUUUUUUUUAAAGAAGUCAAAUCAAAUAUGAGCCAACUCACCUGGAAUCGAGGCGCCGGGGCGACAUAGACGCAUAUGGUUCAGGACAAAGAGAGGGGUCUUUUAACGAAUUACGAUGCAUUUCACAGCGGUGGUCUUAAUUGUGGUCGUGACAGGCAUCGCCAAAGGUUGGGAAUGCAGCGCAAGGUGCAAUACAGAAAAUGGGUUUUGUGAGAAGCCAGGGAAGUGCAGGUGCAAACCCGGGUGGCAAGGAGAGAACUGUGACCAGUGCGUGCCCUUCCCCGGCUGCCUGCACGGCACAUGUGAGAAGGCAUGGCAGUGUGUCUGCGAGGAGGGCUGGGUGGGCAGCCUGUGCGACCAAGAUACUCGCCUGUGCUCAUCCACGACUUGCGCUGGCAAUGCCACCUGCAUAGAGACAGGAGAGGGGGGAUACCUGUGCAUCUGUCCGCAUGGCUACAUGGGUGAAAACUGCCACCUGAAGAGAGGACUUUGUCUCACAAAUGGCUCUCCAUGUCAGAAUGGAGGCACAUGUACAGAUGCUGAUGGCCCAGCAGCCUACUCUUCCUGUUUAUGUCCCUCUGGAUUUUCUGGAGACUUCUGUGAGAUCAGCGUUGACAGCUGCCAGCCUAACCCCUGCCUCAACGGUGGCAACUGUACAAAUCACGGCCUAGCCUUCACAUGCGUCUGUCCACACGGCUUCACUGGUUUCACCUGCAAUGACACCACCACUCUCUUGCCCUGCGCCGGCAGGCCCUGCGCCAACAGGGGCACAUGUGUUGGUCAACCUGAUGGAACCUUCCGGUGCAUUUGCCAGAAAUGGUUUACGGGUCCCACAUGUUCUUUGCCUCACAGGCCGAAGGCCAGGUCCAAGCUGGUCGGCUCCAGGCCCGUGGACCACAGAGUUUUUGCACUUACUCCACAGCACUACUCCCUCCCUGCUCACACCUUCCACAAGCUUCUCAGACCUCGUGAGAGAGACCUGCUAAAAAUCACCCUGAAGGAGACGGUCCACUCCCCUGGUGUCCUCGUCACCCGCGGUCAGCUCGUCUGCUUUGGCAUGCUGGCCCUGCUCACCUGCCUGGUCAUCCUGGGCACUACAGGCAUUGUGUUUUUUGGCCGCUGUGAGACGUGGCUGGCUAAUGCCAAGUACAGCCAGCUUGUUCGGCAGCAAAGGGAGCACCUGCUGAAAGAGGCUGGCAGCGCGAGCCAGGAAGAGCAGGAGCACUCAGUUAACAUCAUCCUGCCGGAAAAGAUUAGACUCACCAGCUUUGGGAGACACUACACCUCCAUCUGAUGAAAUCAUCUCUUCCUCUUCCCCUCUCCCUCUGGAAGGAGUUUAAUAUGAGUGUCUUAAAAUAUCAUGAAACAAAUACUAUGACUGUUGUGCAGUUGUGUUACUAUGGCGAGAUAUACUUUACUACACUGGAAUGUAUCUGAAUGUACAGUCUACUCGAGUAGGUGGACAUCCAUGAUGCCGGAUUGUAAAUGUAUUUUUAAUUAUACUGUUGAUAUACUACCCUUGAUGGCUGAUAAAAAAAAAAGAAGAUGUCAUUGUGUUGUAUUUCUUAAGGCCAUUUUUGACUUCUUCAAGUUGAUCUGUAAUACAAUAAAGGGGAUUAAAAUUACAAAUAGAGAAAAAAAAUUGCCAGUAACAGAGCAGAUACAACCCAGAUCAAUGUCCUUUCGGUGUUUGCAAUUAGAGUGUGUGCACCACUGAUUUUUAAAUUCACAAAUUGUGCUCAGACUGCCUCGAGCUGCAACAAUUAAUCAAUUAGUCAACUGACAGGAAAGUAAUCCCCAACCAUAUUGAAAAUUUAAAAUGUUCAGCUUCUCACAUGUGAGGUUUUGAUGCCUUUCUCCGUGUGUGAUACUUAACUAAAGAUCUUUUUUGGCCUGUUGGUUGAAUAAAACAAGCUACAAAAUAUGUUACCAGGACAUUUUUUUUUUUAAGACAAACAAUAAUCAGUUCAGAAAAUAAUGAGCAGAUCAAUGAACACCUAACAUCUCCAUACAGCACACUGUGAAUUUGCCAUUUGUUAAUAAAUGCAUACAAAUACA